Besnoitia besnoiti is the source of this 1140-nucleotide messenger RNA. RefSeq names its product putative GDP mannose 4,6-dehydratase. Lineage: Eukaryota; Apicomplexa; Conoidasida; Eucoccidiorida; Sarcocystidae. Gene Ontology annotation, biological process: GDP-mannose metabolic process. The transcript is spliced from 10 exons. The record is from RefSeq and is a predicted model, not a curated record. Gene Ontology annotation, molecular function: GDP-mannose 4,6-dehydratase activity. The coding region runs from base 1 to 1140 and encodes 379 amino acids.
AUGAGGCGAUUCACCGAAGAACCGAAAGAAGGAAAGCAGCGAGCGCUCAUCACCGGCAUCACAGGACAAGAUGGAUCGUACUUGAGCGAAUUUCUCCUGGAGAAGGGCUACGAAGUCCACGGCAUUCUUCGCCGAUGCAGCACCUUCAACACAGAGAGAAUUGAUCACAUUUUCGACAAAUUGAAACUUCAUCAUGGAGACCUGCUCGACAGCUCCUGCCUCUGCGGCAUAGUCGCCGCGAUCCGGCCCCAUGAAAUCUACAAUCUGGCCGCUCAGAGCCACGUCAAGGUCUCCUUCGAGAUGCCUGAGUACACCUCGGAGGCGACCGGCGUCGGCAUCCUGCGGCUGCUCGAGGCGGUUCGCUCCGCAGGCCUAGAGAAGCACACCCGCGUGUACCAGGCCUCGACAUCUGAGCUCUUUGGCCGCGUUCAGGAAACGCCGCAGACUGAGAUGACGCCGUUCUAUCCGCGAUCGCCCUAUGGCAUCUCCAAGCUGUACGCGUACUGGAUGGUUGUGAACUACAGAGAGAGUUACGGAAUGUUUUGCGUAAACGGAAUCCUCUUCAAUCACGAGAGCCCGCGCCGAGGGAAGACCUUCGUAACGAGGAAAAUCACUCGCGCGGUUUCUCAGAUUGCCAAGGGCGUGCAGGAUCGCCUCGUGCUCGGGCACCUGGAUAGCUGGCGAGACUGGGGGCACGCGAAGGACUACGUGGAAGCCAUGUGGCUGAUGCUGCAGCAAGACGCGCCGCAGGAUUUCGUCAUUGCGACGGGCGAGCAGCACUCGGUCCGAGAGUUCUGCGAGAUUGCCUUUGGCUUCGCGGGCAUCGGCAUCAAAUGGGAAGGCGAAGGCCUGAGCGAGAAGGGCGUGGAUAAGGAGACCGGAAGGGAACUUAUCGUUGUCUCCCCGACGUACUUCCGCCCUGCAGAAGUCGAAAGCCUCCUAGGCGACGCAAGCAAGGCGAAAGCGAGUCUCGGCUGGAAGCCAACAACCUCAUUCUACGAACUGGUUUACGACAUGUUGCGGUUUGACUUCCAAGAGGCAAGUCUGAGUCUUCCCUCUUUCUCUGAGUGCAUGUCGCGAGCCGCUCGCCUGCGCGGGAAGGAGAGCGCCGAUUCGCAUGCUCCUGAAGGGCGUCCGUGA